Messenger RNA from Glarea lozoyensis ATCC 20868, 1275 nucleotides. RefSeq lists its product as uncharacterized. The transcript is spliced from 4 exons. NCBI's taxonomy places the organism in Eukaryota, Fungi, Ascomycota, Leotiomycetes, Helotiales, Helotiaceae. The record is from RefSeq and is a predicted model, not a curated record. Bases 1 to 1275 code for a protein of 424 amino acids.
AUGAACGAUAGGGAUAUUGACAUCGUGGCACGUAACGCCAUAAUGAUUCUUAUUGCGUUCGUUGUGGAUGAUAUCGACAAAGCUAUAGACAGUAUUAUACAUGUUUGGUACUCGGCUCUCAUUCGUGAAUCUGACUUCAACAUUCUCCAACAGUUGAUUCGCCCACUCAUCGAAGACACUUGCUGCAAGAUCAGGAGCAAAGGACCACAGGCCCUCUUAAGCAAGACUUGGACGUUUGGAGAGCGCUCUCUGAGACUCGUGUUGGAAAAGUCGGCAUGGGACAAGCUCCUAUCCUUCAUGGAUAUUCCUGCAGGUCUGACUUUACAACAAGCUGACCGAGUUCGCACUGCCGUUACUCUUGCUGAGUCCAGGAAGGAUUAUAUUGAUCGGCAUAUGCUUUUCCAAUCUCCUUCACACCGAGUAGCAAUGAAGCGAUUUCGAAAAGACGGGCUCUUGCUACCAUUUGGAGCUCUACGCGAUGAAUUUCGUUUCCCAAACCCAACCUUCUUUCAGACUGCAGAUUCCUGGCAGAUGAAGGACAAUGCUGAUCCUCUCAAUGGAUGGCACGCGAAGGAAGUCAGAGAACAUCCAAGUGGGCUAGCGACGGCUGACAUAUACGGCAAGCUCUUCUAUCAUAUCCGCGCAGUGCUUCGGGAUUUUGUUAAUCGCAUGUCGGAUUUGUCAGUAUCUUUCCAAUUGUUUCAGGUAGAUGCUUCUGAUCUUCCCAAUCGUCUUAAGCAUGGCUCGUUUAGCAGAAUUGAGGUCUCUAAUAUUGCGGAUGGCGGUUAUCUCGGAAUCCAUCGCACAGUCGCCCUACUCGGUCCUCUGCUUCAAUCGCCUAGCAUUAACCCACACGCAACCCUUAUUACUCUCUUUAUGAACGUUGUCGAUGAAAACAUCUCUGAUCAAGAUCAAAUUGCCGAUACUACCCCGCUUAGCCCAACCACCAAACGACUUUUAAAAUACCUCCCUUUUCAUGGAAUGCCGAGUAAAAAUAUCUAUGACCCUAGAAUCAUCAAAUUCAAUUUGGCCAGGAGCAUUGUAGCAAACUAUGACUACAUUUUUGAUAGAUUCGUCAAAAACGCCGAGCUCUCCAAAUUCGAACCGCUCAUAGGAUUUGCCAUGAAAGAAAAGAACACGAUCGUCGAGAAAUGGCCCUUUAGAUUGAAACUUCAGCCUGGUCAACCCGGAGCCCAAGAAGAGUUCGACCGACUGCUCAGUGGAGGGGUAUCAGGAAAAGAGAUUUAUUUGGAGUGGAAAAGAACUAGGAUGUGA